Malania oleifera is the source of this 2258-nucleotide messenger RNA. RefSeq lists its product as uncharacterized. NCBI's taxonomy places the organism in Eukaryota, Viridiplantae, Streptophyta, Magnoliopsida, Santalales, Ximeniaceae. The record is from RefSeq and is a predicted model, not a curated record. Gene Ontology annotation, biological process: proteasome-mediated ubiquitin-dependent protein catabolic process. The transcript has 14 exons. Gene Ontology annotation, molecular function: ATP hydrolysis activity; proteasome-activating activity; ATP binding. Bases 25 to 1797 code for a protein of 590 amino acids. Gene Ontology annotation, cellular component: proteasome regulatory particle, base subcomplex.
UUUCACUUGGUCUGCCGAUACUUCAUGGCUGCAGCAAGGCUACUUGCGAGGGCAGCGCAGUCAUGCCGUACAAUCGUUUCUCCCAAAAGCCUAGCUCCUUUGUUUCUUCCUUCCCGCGGACAACGCAUACGACCCCGUCAUCGGUCUUUUUUGGGCUACCCUCCUCCACAUGCAUCAGAAGGUCACUGGCCAAGAUUGUUGCCUCAAAAUCCUGAAUCAUUUUCAGCAUGUCCAGCUUUCUUGGCCUGUUUAUUUGGAGCUGGACUAGUGGAUGUAGCCUAUGCAGAUGCUGACGAGGUAGCUGCCACUCCAUUGCCAUCAGAGUCUCCUUCAAGUUAUAUGGAUUUGGAGGAGUUGGCCAGGAAGGAAAGGCUUAGAUUAGAGGGGUUGCUCAGAAGUAAAGGAAUGCAAUAUGGUUCUUAUCCCAAGUUCAUUGUUGCUGUUAAGGGCCAAAAGGUUACAAUCAAAUUUGAAAUACCUCCUACAUGUGAAGUUCCUCACCUAAUUGCCAACCUCGUUUCACAUUUUGGACUGAAACAUGAGGAGCAUGGUGCUGGUUCAGAAAUGGUACUGUGCUCUUGGGACAGUGCAGUUGCUUGGCAACUAACUCUUAGAAAUCCAGAAAACCAGAAGGGUAGUGGAGGAGAUCAGUGCACAUAUGGAGAUCUAUGCAUCCUUAUUUCCCGUUCACUAAUCAGCUCUGAUAAAGCAGAAAUUGAAUUCAUAAGGCAGGGGAGCUUUAGUCCUAAGGAGCUUGAUGCAUUGGUGUCUGUGCUACAAUUAGCUGGUGGAAAAAUGAGACAAAACAAAACCUUGGAAAGAAAACAAGAGGGUGAUACUCCAGCAAUGCAGUCUACAGAAAAAUCGGUUUCUAGUCUAGAGGCCUUAGGUGUGAGAGUUUUUGGACUUGAUGGACCCCACAUUGGUUACUCUAACAGUGAGAUAUCAUGGGACAAUGUUGCUGGUUAUGAUAGGCAAAAGCGAGAAAUCGAGGAUACAAUAUUGCUGGCUUUACAUAGUCCUGAAGUAUAUGAUGAUAUUGCUCAUGGGACACGGUGCAAGUUUGAGUCAAACAGGCCCCGAGCUGUGCUUUUUGAAGGUCCUCCAGGUACAGGGAAGACAUCUUGUGCUCGAGUUAUUGCUAAUCAAGCGGGUGUUCCUUUGCUCUAUGUGCCGCUGGAGGUUGUUAUGUCAAAGUACUAUGGUGAAAGUGAACGCUUGCUAGGGAAAGUGUUUUUUCUUGCCAAUGAGCUCCCUAAUGGUGCAAUUGUUUUCCUAGAUGAGGUUGAUUCUUUUGCUGUUGCUCGAGAUAAUGAGAUGCAUGAAGCUACACGGAGAAUUUUAUCAGUUUUACUGCGACAGAUUGAUGGAUUUGAGCAGGAUAAGAAAGUGGUUGUAAUUGCUGCAACAAAUAGAAAGCAAGACCUUGAUCCUGCUUUGAUGAGUCGAUUUGAUUCAGUGAUUCCCUUCGGGCUGCCUGAUCAGCAGAGUCGUGAAGAAAUAGUGGCUCAGUAUGCAAAGCAAUUAACAAAAUCAGACUUGGUUGAAUUUGCUCGAGCCACUGAAGGAAUGUCUGGGAGAGAUAUCCGGGACAUAUGCCAACAAGCAGAGAGGUACUGGGCAUCGAAGAUAAUUCGAGGCCAUGCUCCCAAAGAUUCAGAAAAAGUGUGCCUUCCACCUCUCUCUGAAUACAUUGAGAGUGCUAUGAAUCGACGAAAGGCUUUGCUUAGUAUUCAAGAUGAGAAAUUCCAAAAUUCCAACCGUAGCAUGAAUAAAUCACAGCUUGAUUUUUGCUGAUUAAGUUGGAGGAGCUAAUUUGGUCGAAUGAGUACAUGGUCACAUUUUUGGAAAUGGAUCCUUCUGAGUAGUGCUACCUUCAGAGACGAGAGUUCCUUAAAUUCAAACCACCAACCAUUUUACAUUUUACUGGUGCCACUGUAUUGUGCAUUGUUUUUCAACUCCACAGAAUUUUACAGAACAAUAAUUCUAGAACCAGGGUUUGACUGGUGUCACAUUGUUUGUAAUAUUGCACGUGAUAUUAGCAUCGAAGGUUCAAGCAGUGAGCCAAACGAAAAAAUCAAUCACAUUGCCUUGAGCCUUCCAUCCAACUUUGCUGCUUGCUCAUUCUGAAUCCAAGUCCCAAUAGGAUUUAAGUGCAACAGUAAAUAGUCUCUUGCUUCUUUUACAUGACUGACCAUUUUACUGGAGUAUGUUUUUCUUAUUUAUUUAUUUAUUUAUUUCAGAUUAUCAGCGAGAAA